Molecule: messenger RNA, 459 nt
Organism: Phytomonas sp. Hart1
Lineage: Eukaryota; Euglenozoa; Kinetoplastea; Trypanosomatida; Trypanosomatidae
Source: the annotation of a GenBank genome assembly
AUGUUAUAUUUUAUAGAAUUUUUUUGUUUUACUACAUUAUAUAUAAUUAAUGAUUUAAUAUCUAUAUCUACAAGUAAUGACGUAAUGUUUGGAAGAUAUGCAUACCAACAAGUAGUAUUCUGUACAUAUUUAUUUUGUUUAUUUUACUUUAUUAUAUGUUUUAUAUUUUGUUUUAUAUUUUUUGUAAUACGAUGUUUGUUUGUAAUUAUAUACGAUUUUUUAUACCAAAAUUUUGAUAUUGCAGUAUCAUAUGUGAUGUGUGAUAUAAUAUAUUUAGAUUUUAUGUGUUUAUUAUUAGUAUUUUUUGGAUAUUUAUAUAAUAUCACACAAGGUUUUUUUUGUUUUAUAUUUAUAUGUGGUAUAAUAUUUAUAAUAUUAUAUUAUGUAAUAAGCAUAUUCUUUAGUAAUUUUUUUAUGUCCACAGGACGUUAUUUAAAUAUUAUGUAUAUAUUAUAUUGA